Molecule: messenger RNA, 2226 nt
Organism: Australozyma saopauloensis
Lineage: Eukaryota; Fungi; Ascomycota; Pichiomycetes; Serinales; Metschnikowiaceae
Gene: SUC1
Product: transcription factor
Exons: 1
Coding region: 1-2226 (741 amino acids)
Biological process (GO): DNA-templated transcription; regulation of DNA-templated transcription
Molecular function (GO): DNA binding; DNA-binding transcription factor activity, RNA polymerase II-specific; zinc ion binding
Source: RefSeq, a predicted model, not a curated record
AUGCUGGACAUGAAAGAAGAACCGAAACGUCGAGGCAAGUACGGCCGGCCCUGUGACCGCUGUGCGUCCCGCCGUGUGCGCUGUAUGCCGCUGCCAAACAGCAAAAGAUGCGUUGGGUGUACCAACAUGAACAUCGAAUGUACCCAUAAUCGCGUGAGACACAAGUCGGGCCCCAAGCUUAGGAAACGCGAGCCCGAGAUCAAGCGCGAGUCGCCCCAAAACAUGGUGCUGCCGCUGCUGCAGCCCAUGGCUCCGGUGGUGGACGGGUAUUCUGCCACAAUGGAUAGUGGUGCCAUGAAAAUUCUGGCCGACCUUGACCUUGGACAGGCCGAGAUUGACGAUACGGUGGUCGCGGCUGCUGCCGCAGAAGCUGCGCUUUCUUUUUCGGUGCCGCUGGUUCCCUUGGCGGCCUCUGUUGUAGGAGACGGCGUGCCCAACGUCCUGGCUAUUCCCACCGUGCCCAAUGGUGGGAUCCCUAACCUCCGAGGUGUUCCAACAGCAACGGCGAACACCGGCCCUGUAGCGCCCGAGACGGGCGAUAUAUUCGAAGCGUUCCUGACCGCUCCAGUCCACCUCUCUAAGUUCUCAGUAGACCAUCUUCUUCCUCGGCUCCAGGUGUACCAAACGUGGUUCUAUGGCUCGUGGCCUGUUCUAUCUGUCGCCGAGUUGAUCCUGACGAUACUGGACGGCGCCCAGAUGCGCUAUGAGAAGAACACCAUCCGCUUGACGGAACAGAACGCCAUGCUGUAUGCCCUCUGUUGCUCGGUGUGCGCCGCCAUCACCACCCAGAUCUCUUUCGUUUCCGAUAAAGACACCGUUCUCGAUUACAACACGUUCUCCGCGUCCGAAUACGCAGACGAGGCACGGCGCGUGCGGAACCUCUUUGACUUUAGUGCUGCUCCCAACGUCCAGACCCUCUUGUCGUCGUUCUUCCUAUACGCACACUACGUGAACAAUAAAGGUAGAACAUUGCAGGCGAUCAUCUACUUGCGUGAAGCGAUCACUAUCGCGCAACUUCUAGGGUUUCAUGAAGAGAUUUCUUACGAGGGGAAAACGAGAGCGGAGAUCCACAGGUGGAGAAAAAUAUACUACACUUUAUUGAUAACUGAACGAUUUAUGUGCUUCGAGGACGGCAUGCCUGUCGUUCUUGAACCGUGCAUUGCAUUCCCCAACCUCGACGACGAAGAGUAUCCAAGCUUGUUGGUUGGUUUCACAGAAUUGAUCCGGGUGUUCUCUGUGCCAACGAAGGAGUUCUUUGCUGAAAUUGGCCUCAAGAGCAACAAACAAGCUCACGGAGAAGCUCCAACCACUGAAAAGAAGGAGCGUAUCCUACUGGUUCAGCAGAAACUCUGGAACAUAACCCUCGGAAUUAAGAAGAUUGCAAACUCCCAAAAGCUUGAUGUUCUCCUUUCAAGAUCAUGGCUUCGUGCGUUGGCAUGGCAUCUCACAAGUGAAAAUGGACUUGUGAUGGCGACGGGUAACGCCGACAACUGUUUCGACCUCGAGUUCCCCGUGACUAUAGCCAAAGACUUUUUGGCACAAACAAAAGAUCUACCGAUGUUUGCAUUCGAGGCCAACGGCCCCGGUGUAUGCCUCAAAUUGUUGGAGAUUGCUACAUCGGUUACACAGACGAUUCAGAAGGAGAACCCAUCGACAUUCUCAUUAAGUGUGUUGGAAAGCCUUUUCCAAAUCAUCACCAAAUGCGAAAACGAUGUGACUCUCCCACUAGACACGUAUCAGAAGAUCGGAAACGUGAUCUCAUAUUUCAAAACAAAGACGAUCCCCCGACUCAUGCAUCCUACGGAACAGUACCGCGGCCCAUACAUUGAAGAACUUAUUGACGACGUAGAUGUUGACGGCGAAGAGGCGAAAGGAGACGACAACGAUUGCGUUAGAUUCACCCCACAGACAGUUGUUGGAACGGAGACACCAAUGUAUAAAAGCUUCCAUCUCAAUGCCGGGUACGAUGGGAUCGGGGGAGUUUCUCUCGGGGCCACGCCCAGCAUGGAUUUCCGAGAAAACCUCGACCAAUACAAUCAGGCCAUGGCCGAAAUGAGACGGUCCGGCAAGAUCUCGACAGCAAGCAGCAGCGUCUCGCUCAACAACAUGAUGAACAUGAUCAUGACGCAAACGCCGCAGGGCCAGGACAAGUGUGGAGGGGCAUUGGAAGAAUUUUUGGCAGGGUUCACAGGCAAGUCUGGCAAUUGCAUGACAUCGGAAACAUAA